GGGUCGAUAGAAUAUAUAGAAGGAUCUACGUGCGCAUUCCCUCUGAUGUUCCGCCGCCGCAUUUCCGAACUCCGGCGACGGCGCCGCUCUGGGCCGUUCCGAACAAGUAAGGGGGCGAAACGGAGGAAGGCGGAAGCGACAGCGCAGCUGCAGCUUUUGCUUGGCUGAAGGUCUGAAGAUCCGGCGCAGCGUUUGAGAGAUAUCUGAAAUUGCAGAUAAAAAUAUCAGCUGGAGUGACAUCACAUGAUCUUCUAGUUACUGCCAAUGCUCCAAUAUAGAUGGUCAAUGAGUAUGAACAGAAGUACCUGUUCUACAACUGAGGUUACUUCAGAGACCAAAGCUAUCCUUGUCGCCGACAUGCCAACCAUCAUUUUCGCAUAUGUUGCUCCAACCACGAGGAGCAUCGGAACUACCAAGAAUGCCAUCAUACCCACCUCCCAGCAACACACAAAGGCAAUAAUGACAGCAACUAAGAAUGUGGAGAAGUUGGACAUAAAGUGACCCAUCUGAGGGGAAAAAAAGUAAGGCAUGAUUGCGGUUUGUUAUCAUAAAAAGACAUUUUAGUGCUUCACUUGCUGAAACAUGCAAUACCUUCUCUCCAAUUGCCUCUUUUAUGGUACUCAUGUGGUUGGUUGCUCCAGCCAUGAUAGUCGCGGUGGUCAAGUCAGUGUCAAAAGCUCCGAUAUCUUGACUGAGCAGUGAUGUCAGAUAUGCCAUCUGCAUGCGUGUCAUUUGUCUUUGACUUGUAUACAUCCAGCAUGCGAUUUCUGCGGCAGGAUCAUUGUGACAAGAAAGGUAAGACUGUUUAUUGGAAUAACACUAAUUCUAUUCAUAUUGCUAGUGCUCCCAUCAUGCGGUGUUCUCUUGUUACUGUACAUGAGGGCAAGUAACCAAAUGAGGACUGGUGUUAUUAUGAAAUCUGUCACCAUCAUAGCAUAUCUUCAGGUGUCUACUAGAUGAUGUUUGGUUAAGGAAUUCGACAAAAAGAUAAAAUUCUAGCCAGCUUGAACCAUUCUCUUUGUAACUUCACUGAUAUAUUAAUGAGCCCCCGAUCCACACUUUUCCGCAAGCUCAACCCAAAUUCACUUGGUACACCAGCCUUAGUUUCUGUGAACUUACUCGAACUCUGGUUUACAUGCAACUCGCCAAGAAUGUCAGGCAGAAGGUAGUUGAAGUUACUUUAGGUUAUAUCUAAUUUGAUUGACCAUGAUUGUAUGCAGCUUUUUUUACGAACAGUUGUUAGAAGUUUUUUCUUCUGAAUGUAUGCUGUCAGGUUUUACUAGUGCUGUUGUUCUCAUUUCUCCAGCCUGAAUACUUGAAAUAUUCUAUUGUUCUUCACAUACACUCGUGCUUUUUAAAUACUAGUUUAGUUCACUGUGAUUUUCAAAUUUUCAUAGAUUUCUUAAAAAUAGCAAAGGUAGAAGCUUGUACUCACCAAUUAUUCCAGCAGGGAGUGUGAUAAGUGCCAAGAACCACAUAUAUGGAACUAACUGCAACAGAAAAACAAAAAUACACUGUCAAUAACAUGACAAAUAAUUUUUCGUCCAAUAAAAUGGAAGAAAAGCAUUUAACCAAACCAAAUAAUAAUUAUAUAUAUAAUAGCUUGAAACUAUUCUGGGUAGAAGGUAACCUUAGAAAAUUCAUGGACCAUGGCGUUCAGAUCGUUUAUGUUGUUCCCGAACGCAUCAACAGUUUUCCCGAGUAUGUAAUAGGACAUCGAAGGCGCCAUGCCAUGCACAAGGGAGCCCAUGGUCCCCAACACCAUGAACAUCCAAUCUAGUGCAUCAGCGUAGCAAAGCAAGCCAAAGAACGGGAACGGCUCGUCCAUGGCCACCUUUUCUGGCGUUGAUGGUGCUGGCGGUGAUGUGUUUUUCUUGUCAACAGCACUGUCGGGUGUACAUGAUUCGACGGGGAAGUCAUUCUCUUGGAUGGAUGGCAUUGUAUUUGUGAGCAUUCAGAUAAUUUGCAGGAGAGUAGCAAAGAGCACCGAGCAAAUAUGUAGAGUAACAGGAGUAACUAUAUAGUUACAAGAUAGGACAAACAAUUGUUACUCCCAAGGUUUAUAUUAUGUAUGCACUACAUCAGCAUGGAAUCAAAUAUCAAUAGUUAUUGAACCGAUCCUAGCGGUUGACGUUUUAAAUUAAAACUAGGUUGCUGGCAUGAACAGAUCAACCUCUUGUGAAAAUUCACAAGAAAUAAAUUACUUGUUUUUAGUGACGCGUGGAACUCAGUUAUUCGUUUGAUGUCACAUCAUUGUGAAAUACUAAGCAUGAAUCUUUUGUUGUUGUGUCAAAUGCUACGCAUGAAUCUUUUGUUGUUGUUGUAACCAAAUUGAGGGACACGAGGGCAACCUUGCUUUCAUCCACGACUUGCAUAGAGUUAGGCCAGCUGCAGACUAGUCCAGAUUGGCCAUGACCAGUGCUAUGACAUUUGGUGAAAGCUACUCUAGCAUACUUUGAUAUUACUUUGCAGGUUUCUUGUUUCCUUCCAGAUUUGAUUAAACAAACUGUCUAGCCUCGUUGCAUAAAUACACGAUGCUCUGCUAAAACAUUUUUCCAGUUUCUGUUGCAAAGUAUUUUACAGAUUAGGUCAACAUAUAGAGUUGUCUAGUAAAUCAAAAUAAUGGAUACCUUGGAGGAACUAGUUAUCAGUUUAACAAGAAGAACAGGCACCCCAAAUUCAACUUGAAGAAGACUUGAACUUGGGUGGCAGUCUGUCCAUUCGCUUCCCGAUCCUAUAGUUCUAGUAAUAGGCGGUAGUUUCUGCUCAAGUCCAUGUCUUAGGUGAUAUGUCCACAAAAGAUACCAAAUCAUUUUGUACAACCAUGUUCUUGUGGCGUAUCUAUUUACUUAGAUUAUGCUCCUUGUACUCACCAAAUCUGGUGAUCUGGCAUGCCUCGGUUUGCCAGUUUUGUUUUCUAUUGCCUAUAGGAGUAAUACGACACUUAUUAUUGAUCGGAGGGAGUACAUAUCAUAGAGGCUCAUUUGGUUGCGGCCUACUAGUAGGAUUUGUGAUGCAUGAGGCUCAUUUCUCUACAUUUUUUUUAAUUUGCCCUUGGGGCAGCCAUGUGCGACAAUUUAUUUGUUGAACUGUAUUAUGGUUGGAUGAUGAACUUUGAUCUGAUAAAUAAAAGGCUGUGUGCUGUUAGAGUUAUAAUAUAAGUCAUGUACCCCUUUGUAUUUAUCCCGUUGUAUAAGGGGUUUCCUGCAUAUGUUCCACACCUGUACAUGUAUAUAUAUCGGCCUAUGGCCUCAUGGGAAUACAAGUUGCUUAUUCCUAACAUGGUAUUAGAGCUAGGUCAAUUUUUUGCACGCUGCAACUCGUGCUAUUGAUCCGUCUCGAUCGAGUCCGGCUCGUCUUCCUCUCGCUCGAAGCCUGAAGCCGCCGAAGCCCUCCCGCUCGAAGACUCCCUCUCGCUCGAAGCCGCUCGAAGCCGCCGUCGCUCGCAGGUUCCCGCCCGCUCGAAGGCUCCCUCCACCCCUGCCGUCCGGCGCGGCCCCUGCUGGAGCUGCCGCCUAGUCGCGUGCGAGGCCUGGCCGCCGCCUGCGCUCCUUGUGGAGGAGCUCGCCUUCGAGGCCUAUCUCCUCGCUCCGCGCUGCUCUCCUCGUUCCGAAGCGCUGGCACAGCAACCCACCUCCCGUCCUCCCCUGCCUCCUCUCGUCCGUGCUCCCGUGCCAGAUCCCGCUCCCAGCCGCCGUCCUCGUCCGGCUUUCUCCUGAUUUCGGAUCUUUGCUAAAAAAAAUGUCUGCUGCAUCGGGCUAUGUUGCUGUCCCUCGCUAUCCGGUGAUCUUCGAUGGUACCAACUACAUCGAGUUCGCUGGCUUCAUGCGCAUUCACAUGCGUGGCAUUCGUCUCUGGGGUGUUCUUUCUGGCGAGGUCUGCUGUCCGCCACGUCCGGUCCCUCCGGUGGCCCCUACUCCACCGACUCCACUGGUUCUUCCUACGGACGCUACUCAGGCCGCCAAGGAUGCGGCUAAGCUUGCCGAUGAGACUGCUGAUCGUGUUUAUGAUGAGAGGGUUUUGGCUUAUGAGGAGGCUCUUCAGACGUAUCAUGGUGCUUUGUCUGUUUACACCCAGUGGCUUGAUGAUGAUGCUCGUGCUGCAGCUGUUCUCACUGCUAGUGUUCUGCCUCAGUUUGCUUCUGAGUUUCUGGGUCUUCCUACUGUCUUUCAGAUGUGGACCUGUCUUCGUCAGCGCUAUGAGCCCUCUGGUGAUGCCUUAUACCUUUCUGUGGUUCGUCAGGAGCAUGCUCUUCAGCAGGGUGACUCUACUGUUGAUGACUUUUAUGCACAGAGUUCUGCUAUCUGGCGCCAGCUUGAUUCUCUCCGCAGUGCUGGUUGUCGUACUUGUCCCUGCUGCCAGGCUGUCCAGGCCAACUUGGAGUUUCAUCGUGUCUACGAGUUCCUGUCUCGGCUUCGUAAGGAGUUUGAGCCCCGGCGUGCUCAGUUGUUUGCUCGUGGCCGUAUUUCUCUCAUGGAGGCGCUUUCAGAGAUUCGUGCUGAGGAGACUCGCUUACGUGGUGCUGGUUUGCUGGAGGUUCCCUCUGUGCUUGCUACUCGGGCUUCUUCCACUCCACCUGCUGCACCGCUCCAUUCUCGCUCGAGUGCUCCACCGCUCUUGCCCACUCCUUCUGGAGGCUCAGGUCGCCCCCGUCCACAUUGUGACUACUGCAACAAUGAUGGUCAUAUUGAGUCCCAGUGCUACACGAAGCGGAAACACCUGCGCAAGGCGCGAUCCUCCUCCUCUGGGACUUCGUCAUCUCCCUCGACAGCUUCAGCCAUUGCUUUGACUGAGCAGGAUAUUCUGAGACUUAAGCGUCUGCUCGCGGCUUCAGGUUCUUCCUCGACGGGUACUGCUGGUUCUGUGACUGAUGCUUCUCGCACUGAGCACCUGCCCUCUACACAGUCAGGUACAUCCCCAUGGGUUCUGGACUCUGGAGCUUCUUUUCAUAUUAAAUGCAUCUGA
Messenger RNA from Triticum aestivum (bread wheat), 4965 nucleotides. RefSeq lists its product as uncharacterized. NCBI's taxonomy places the organism in Eukaryota, Viridiplantae, Streptophyta, Magnoliopsida, Poales, Poaceae. The record is from RefSeq and is a predicted model, not a curated record. The coding region runs from base 3742 to 4965 and encodes 407 amino acids. The transcript has 5 exons.